Messenger RNA from Dentiscutata erythropus, 394 nucleotides. The record is from the annotation of a GenBank genome assembly. Lineage: Eukaryota; Fungi; Glomeromycota; Glomeromycetes; Diversisporales; Gigasporaceae.
AUGGAUAAAGUAAAUAAGUUAAAGAUAAAAAGGAAAGAUUAUACUAGACUUAGUAGUCAAGAUGAUGUAAAUGCAAAAGAGAAAAAGAAAGUUAAAGAUAAACCUGAAGGCCUUGAUAAAGAAGGCGUUGAAGGUAGUAAAGUCGAUGCCGAAAGGGAUGAACAUGAGUCAUUUAUUAAUUACCAAUGCCUGAGAAAGAUAGAGAGUAUAGAUAGAAUGAAUAACCUUGGGCCCAGUAAUCAAAAGGCAAUUGGAGUUAGCAACAAUGAAUACUUCGAGAAAACUAGCUCAGAUAGUAGAGCUGAAGUUUGUUCCAAUGAUGAAAUUAAAGUUGCAACAAAUAAACAAAAAGUUGGAAAUAAAAGAAAAAUUAGUAGAGAAAGAAUGAAGGUUA